AUUCAUAAACGUGCGCCACAACGACCCGCCACAGUACCAAGCGACGUUUACAUUUCACAUAAGACAAAGACCAAUGUCAUAAUCAAACGCGUCCGACAAUUAAUGGUCAAUGAAAAAUAUAAGCAAGUGACACUUCACGGUAUGGGCGCUCAACUUUUGAAAACAGUUCAAAUUGCCCAAGCCAUCCAGCGGACGCUCCACAACCAAAUCGAUCUGCGACCUACAACGGGAACGGUCACCUUGGUAGACGAUAUUAUUCCAGAUGAUAUGGUAGGCAUCUUGCAAGUGUGGCAUACUGUACACUCUUGCUUCUUAGGAUCGCGAUAG
Messenger RNA from Zychaea mexicana, 327 nucleotides. RefSeq lists its product as uncharacterized. Gene Ontology annotation, molecular function: nucleic acid binding. Gene Ontology annotation, biological process: tRNA 5'-leader removal. The transcript is spliced from 2 exons. NCBI's taxonomy places the organism in Eukaryota, Fungi, Mucoromycota, Mucoromycetes, Mucorales, Lichtheimiaceae. The annotation marks the transcript as partial. Gene Ontology annotation, cellular component: nucleolar ribonuclease P complex; nucleus; ribonuclease MRP complex. The record is from RefSeq and is a predicted model, not a curated record.